AAAAGAAAAGAAAAAGAAAAAAGAAACAGAUAGGAAAGUAUUUUGUGCGAUCGAGAAAAAGAAGCAAAAAAGUUCGAAAAGAUAACAAGAGGCGAGAAGAUGCCUGUAAUUGAUCGGAUCUCCCUCUAUGAAACUCGCUCGUUGAACGUCAUUUAAAGGUCGCCGGCGAGUAAUCGAAAACAGACAAUGGCGUAGUUCGUGUUUUGUGCUAUCAGCUGAUACGUUUCGAUGGGCCGUCGUGCUUGACAAAACAGGACACCGUGAGCAGUAAACCUGGUCUCUCCUCGUUGCUGAAUAUCAUGUUACGAUGCGUAGUACCGUGUGCAUUCUAACAAGCUAACUCGAGGCUCCGAAAAGUUCUCCUUUCAACUUGUAACGCACCGACUCCAUUAUUCACUGUCAUUGAGCAUAGUGUUUUUAAUCUGGGAUUCUUUCUAACAAUGGGGGCAGCUGUGAGCAGUGGGGAAAGUAAUGAUGAAUUGGUUGAUAAUUUAAUGAAAUAUGGAUAUAUAAGAACAAGAAAGGUGGAGCAAGUUUUUAGAGCUGUUGACAGAGCCGAUUACGUUUUACCGUCUCACAGAGAAAGAGCUUAUAACGAUCUUGCCUGGAAACAUGGCAACAUUCAUUUAUCAGCACCAUGUAUAUAUAGCGAGGUGAUGGAAAGUCUUUCAUUGGAGCCAGGAUUGAGCUUUUUAAAUCUUGGAUCAGGAACUGGUUAUCUCAGUACAAUGGCAGGACUCAUAUUGAAUCAACACGGUACGAAUCAUGGCAUUGAGUUGCACGAAGAUUGUUUGAAUUACGCGUACGAGCGGCUAGAAGAGUUUAAGCAAAAGUCAUUAGCACUGGACGAAUUUGAUUUUUGCGAGCCAGUUUUUGUACAAGGGAAUUGUUUGAAUGUUACACCUAGUAGGCAGUAUAACAGAGUGUAUUGCGGGGCAGCGUGUCCCGAAAAUUACGAGGGAUUCAUUAAACAAUUUGUAUGUGUCGGAGGUAUCCUUAUAAUGCCGUUCAAAGAUCACCUGUUACGUGUACUCAGAAUAGACGAGGAUACCUGGUUACACUUUAAAAUGCUUCCCGUAUCGUUUACAACGUUAGUCGUACCCACUGCUUCGGAGCAAACGUUAUUCCAUCUACCUGAAUCUGUCCCGUUAUCUUUGCAAGAAUUAUGCAGAGGCAAAAUCAGACGCUGUCUGCGAUCGAACGUAUGGAGGGAGCACGAGGAUUUGGAGACGAAAGUAGUAAUAUCAUUGAGACGACGAAGAUUCAGUCCUCCCCAGCAAACUUUAACAAGAUUCGUGAUCCCCGUGCUGGGGGAGUCUGACGAAUCUGUGUCAGACGAGUCUGUAUCGGACGAAGACGACGAAUUUACAAGAAGAUUGUGCGUGUUGCUCAACGUAGAUGUCGACCCCAGGGAUCUGUACCCAACCUCUCAAGUGCGGGCUGUCAUGUUGUGCAACAUGAACGAAAGUCAGAAUUGGCAGGUGGUGAAUAGCAAUAGCAAUAGUAAUAGCAACGUUGAAUGGAACAAUGAAAGUCCUGAAAGUUCGACGGACAAUAACAAAUCUGUUUCGCGGACAGAAGAGGAUAACGGUGUACAAAUUGCAUCCAAUUCGACGGAAGAGAAACAAACGGAGAACAAAGCCGAAGCAACGCAGAAUUUCACCAACGUCAACGAAACGUAUUUGAAUCUGCUGAAGCAUACUGAAACGUUGUUAAAUAUAAGCGAAAGUGAUAGCGAAACGGAACAGGACGAGACAAUCGUUCAACGUAAAAAGAUGGCUAAACGAGAGAAAACGGACAGUGGCAUCGUGGAAGACGUGAACUUGAACAACGAGGAUAGCAGCCCCAGAUCGAAUAACAGUCAAUCAGAGUUAGAACCUCCUGUCGAUCCUCCGGACACGGCGGAAGCGAUGGACGUGGAUGCAUCGGGUAGCCCCCGUGACCAAAAUGUAAUAUUCGCCCGUUACGUAAACAGCGAUGCCUUUUAUACUUACAUGAAGGAGAAAAUACAUCAGUUACCAUUGCCUUUCUCAUCGAAGUUGUACCUAAACUAUAAUCGUAAGCUGUAAUAUAAGUAAAUUACAUACGCGAAUCAUA
This is a messenger RNA of Frieseomelitta varia, 2097 nucleotides long. Its product is annotated as protein-L-isoaspartate O-methyltransferase domain-containing protein 1-like. The transcript has 5 exons. Gene Ontology annotation, molecular function: protein-L-isoaspartate (D-aspartate) O-methyltransferase activity. The record is from RefSeq and is a predicted model, not a curated record. Gene Ontology annotation, cellular component: cytoplasm. Lineage: Eukaryota; Metazoa; Arthropoda; Insecta; Hymenoptera; Apidae. The coding region runs from base 441 to 2069 and encodes 542 amino acids. Gene Ontology annotation, biological process: protein modification process.